AUGAUAGACCACGUCCUGGGACGGCCGUCGGUCAAAUCGCGCCGCCUUCAGGUGCUGGCGGUGCUGGCUUUCUGGUCGGCAUACAUCUUGAGAGCUGACGAGAUCUCUUGCAGAGGACACCCCCAUGGCCCCCCCGUCAUUCGCUUUUUCUCCAAGCUCACGACGAAGCGCCUCACGACAUGGCAGACCGUCGUGGUCACCAUGAUCUACCUCUACGCGGCCCGACACUUUAGCACUCUGGUCGGCCUUGCGAGUCCCGAACCCAUGUCAAAUAUGUACGACGCCACCUACUUCCGCGCAACAUGGAUCUUGACUGCUCUGGAUGCCGGCUUUUGGACUGCCAUGAAGAUUCGCGCAAAGUGGCUUCGCGAUCUGGCCAGCAUCGUCUUCUCCGUAUUCUACAUGUUUGCCGCCGAGAAGGCCGAUGAAAAGGUGCGCAAGGUGCGUGGCAUGUUGACUGUCGAGCAUCUGCGCGUGUCUUGGGAUAAAGGAACGACGCCGUACCUGAAAUUCUUCCAGGGUCUCAUGCGGCCUCGCUUUUCCCGCUGGCCCCCGCGCGCAAUUCGCAUUCCGCGACCCUCUGGUAGUGAUUAUAAGGAGCCUGUGUCGGCCUGGCUCUACUUUGAUGGCCCAUUGACGGACCUCGUGCGACACAGCAGAAUCAUUCUGGAUAUCCCUGGUGGUGGAUUCGUCGCCAUGGAUCCUCGAUGCAAUGAUGAUAAGCUGUUCGCGUGGGCGUCCAAGACUGGUAUGCCAGUUCUUAGCUUGGAUUACAAAAAGGCUCCCGAAUUCCCGUACCCCUUUGCCCUGAACGAGUGCUUCGACGUCUACACGACACUCGUUCGAAGCAAGGGAAGAUGCAUCGGCAUGUCUGGAAGAGAGACACCCCGAAUCGUGCUUACAGGUGACAGCGCUGGUGGUAACUUGGCCACGGCAACAACUCUCAUGAUUGUGGAGAGAACAUCGGUGCCCAUGCGUCGCUACUCGAGCACCGGAGAUCUGCCGUUGCCCGACGGAUUGGUCUUGUUCUACCCAGCACUUGAUAUGAACAUUGGCAACUGGAUGUCAGACGAACAGAUGUCACUGAUGAAGGACAGAAGGCUGAGAAGCACGAACCAGUCGAUCAUCAGACGGAAAAGCAUGCAGUACAACGACCUCGUCGGCACACCUCACCACAGUGAUGACGAGGAGGAUUCCAACAAGCAGUCGACCGAACUGACAGCCAAGGAGGCCCAGAUCGCCUCGCAACAGGCGCUCGCUAGUCCCCAUCCCGAGUUUUCGCAUGGCGGUCCACAAAGUAUGUCCAAUGCAGAAUCCCCAGCUCCGGAUAUCAAGCGUCAGCAGAGCGCAUCCCAUCACUCCGAGCCACUUCGAACUCGCCUCGCCAUGUCUUCCAUGAUAUCCUAUUUCAACGAUCGCGUGCUCACGCCAGAGAUGAUGCGCGCCAUGAUCAUUCUCUAUAUCGGUCCUCACAACCGACCCGACUUCAGCAAGGACUACCUCCUCUCUCCUGUCCUCACCCCCGACUCCCUCCUCGCGCGCUUCCCCAAGGUCUACUUCCUGACCGGCGAGCGAGACCCUUUGGUCGACGACACUGUCAUCUUCUCAGCGCGCCUGCGCAAGGUGAAGGAGUCCAUGUUCGACCAAGCUCAAUCCGAGCGCUCCGACCUCGGCGAUGGACUCGAGCCCGUCUUCAACCCCAAGGACGUCGCCGAGGUGAUGCUGAUUCCCGGCAUCUCUCACGGUUUCCUCCAGUUCCCGACCGUGUAUCCGCCAGCAUGGAAGCAUUUUGAGAGGUCAGCGGAAUGGAUCACAGAGAUCUUUGCCUCAGCCGACGCCGUCCGGGAACGAGAGAGCCGUGGUCGCAGACGCGUCGGCGGCGGACCGAUAACCAACGGCAACAGUGAGGGCCGGCAUCACAACCGCGUCGAGUCAAGCGGGGACGAGGAUAGGCCGCUAGAGAUUAGCAUGACGAGGGCGAACCGCAAGAAUACCCUGACCAAGGAGCCGCAGGUCAUGGACGAGAGCGAGUCCAUUGUACCCGAUGCGAGCGGCAAGAAGAAGAAUGGCCGCGCAAGGGGCGCGAGUAAGAGUGCGGGGGCGAGCCUUGUGAAGCUGAAGAGCACGGACGACUUGUUGGGAAGGAGAAUGCAGGGUCUUGCUGGGGGUUUGACUGGCGUUGGGAGGGGACAGGAAUGA
This is a messenger RNA of Colletotrichum fioriniae, 2199 nucleotides long. NCBI's taxonomy places the organism in Eukaryota, Fungi, Ascomycota, Sordariomycetes, Glomerellales, Glomerellaceae. The record is from RefSeq and is a predicted model, not a curated record.